GGUGCCGGAAUUUGACUUUUGAGGUUAGGAGAAGUAGGACUGUUUGGGAGUGUGUUCGUUUUGAAUUUGAAUGUUAGGCACAUCAGUUUUGGAAUAAGAUUAAAAUAAGUUCUUUGGACAUAAAGACAAGCACUAUCAGAUCUGAAGUUAGGUAGUUUGAAUCUUGAGAUGGGCACAUCAGUUUGAUUUUUGUUUUCUUUUACUUUUCCAAAGUGUUUGUUGGAAAACUUGAUCUCCUUUGGUUUGAGUAGUUUGUUUUGUUAUUCUCAUCUCUGGCAGUGAAAAAUUGGGACAACGUAGGAAGUGAAAUUGAAAGUAUGCUAGUUUGAACUUAACCCCGACUUUAAAGAUAUAACUAGUUGAUUAUAGUCAGUAGGUCUAGUAAUAAAUUUAUCCAAAAUGAUUGACAAUAUUCAAGGAUCGUAUGUGUCACAAAAAAUAAAUAAAGUUCGUUGGAAACCUGAGGGUGGUUUGGACAGUCAGACUUUUCUAAUUGGCAGUUGGGAUGAUGAAGACAAUCAAAUAAGCCUGUGGGUGUGUCCACCAGUCGAUAAAGAUGAAGAUAUUGAUGUGGCGCCGAUCAAAGUGUAUUCACAUCCCCACAAAGGUGAUGUCACAGAAAUUAAAUUUAUUGAUAACAACAACUUCCUUGCUGCUUCUUCUCUCGGCAGUGUCCAGCUAUUGCGUGUUGUUGAUCGAACUCAGGCAGAAUCAACUCGCUUCAUCACAACCAGCUCUUGGGACAACAUCCACUACUUCCCGACCGGUGAAGAGAGUUCCUGUACUGGCUUGGCCUCGUUCGAAGAAGAUGUUGCGACUAUCGGAGAAGAUGGGAGGAUAAAUUUGUUGUCAACCAGGGAAGAAGGCAUCACCAAAAUAUACGAUGAUGCUGACAGCUGCUCCCUGCGCUCUGUCUGCUUCCUGAAACACAACGAACUGCUGACAGGCAACUCUAGAGGACAGAUGAAGAUAUGGGACUUGAGGUCUGGAGAUGACAAACCCCAGUCAACCUUCAUGCUUAGUGGUGAACAGGUUGGCGCGACCUGUGUGACUCCCCACCCCACACAGAGACACCUGUUGCUGGCAGGCGGAGAGGAUGGCUCGGUGACUGUAUGGGACCUGCGAGAGAACGCUGCUCCUGCCACACUGCUCUCGGCACAUUCACAAGCAGUGAGUGAGCUACAAUUCCACCCAGACAGACCGGAACACUUGUUCACAUGUUCCAACAGUGGGGAACUGUGGCACUGGAACACCACCUCAUUCACAAAGUACUCUGCCAUCAACACUCUGUCUAACAGAUCACUAGAGGAAAAUCCUUGGCUCAGUAACGAUGCUGUGAAACACCGUAUCGAAGUCUCUCAGCUCAUGCCUCCCCUCCAUCUACCAGUCAACAGUCUCGACUUGAACCGUUCACGCCUGGUCUGUGGUUCUGACACUGAAGCUGUUUAUGUCAUCAAGAAUCUUCCCAUCUAACAAGUUUUCUAACUUUAUAAGUUAAUUAAUAAAAUGAUAUUCAUUUGUAAA
Homalodisca vitripennis (glassy-winged sharpshooter) is the source of this 1524-nucleotide messenger RNA. It is a transcript of the gene Nup43, whose product is annotated as nucleoporin Nup43. The record is from RefSeq and is a predicted model, not a curated record. Gene Ontology annotation, cellular component: nuclear pore outer ring. Gene Ontology annotation, molecular function: protein binding. The coding region runs from base 400 to 1473 and encodes 357 amino acids. Lineage: Eukaryota; Metazoa; Arthropoda; Insecta; Hemiptera; Cicadellidae. The transcript is spliced from 8 exons.